Mugil cephalus (flathead mullet) is the source of this 4802-nucleotide messenger RNA. RefSeq names its product spalt-like transcription factor 2 (gene sall2). Gene Ontology annotation, cellular component: nucleus. Gene Ontology annotation, molecular function: RNA polymerase II cis-regulatory region sequence-specific DNA binding; DNA-binding transcription factor activity, RNA polymerase II-specific. The transcript has 4 exons. Gene Ontology annotation, biological process: regulation of transcription by RNA polymerase II. The coding region runs from base 416 to 4636 and encodes 1406 amino acids. Lineage: Eukaryota; Metazoa; Chordata; Actinopteri; Mugiliformes; Mugilidae. The record is from RefSeq and is a predicted model, not a curated record.
GCCAAGAAAAAUAAUCCUCCCCUCCUGUAGCAGAGUACAGCUAUCUGCACCGCCCCUAGCGCUGCUCCUGCCGCCGGACUAUGAGUAAAUACAUCCCGGCAUAAUAACCCUUUGUCAUAAGAGAAAGAAACGCGAUUUGCGACGGAGAUAAAUAAUUGAAAAAAAAUGCGGCUGUCCGACUGCGCAUCCCUGGGAGUGAAUAGGGAAAUGCUGCGCCAGUGUCCCGGCUGAGAGACGGAGCCGAUCUUACCCAACAUAAGCUCCCUGAGCUUUCUCUCCCCCUCUUGUCACUACACAAUACCGCCGCCAAACAAAACAAAACAAAAAUCAUCGUUUCAAACAUGCGUGCAGGGAGACAGGAUAAAAGUUUUGUGUUGGCCAAUGCAUCCCUGCGCUGGUCCCAUCCUGCAGAAGCAUGUCCCGUCGGAAACAGAAACGACCCCAGCAGCUUAUGAGCCUGACCCUCGGUGCCUGUCGGAUACUUGAGCAUGUUUCCCCAGAAGACAACUUGGCAGUGAAGUCAAACUCCUUUCCAUUUGUUGCGGAUUCUCCCUUGUGCUCUCCAUCUUCUUCUCCUCAAAGGCCCCAGCUGCCCCCUGCUCUCCGUUCAUCUUUCAAGGGCUCUCAGAUCCCCCUUCCAACUGCUGAGGGUCCAUCGUCGCCUUGUUCACCAAGACAGCCGUCACAGCAGCCCCUCAAAGACCUACAGCCCCCCGUCUCUCCAGACUUCCCUUACUCUUCUCUCUCUGCCCAAACAAAACAUCCACCUGCCCUUCGACUGUCAGACUGCAAUUCUGCUUCUUUUGCCACCGCCAAUCACCCUUCCCGAAGUGCACACAUGGCCUCUCCCAAGUUGGGGCUGUCUGCCACUACCACCACGUCUUCCUCUUCGUCAUCAUCCUCUGCCUCCCUGUGUCCUCCACCGCACCCUGGAAGCCCCAGUCGUGUGCCCGAGGGCCCACCAAGUCCUGUUACUCCCACCCCAAGCCCAGGAGUGACAUCUGCCUCAGCUGCACCCUCAAGGACCCAGCUGAGCAUUGCCCUCAUCCUGGAGGAGCUUCGGGUGCUGCAGCAAAGGCAGAUCCAUCAGAUGCAGAUAACAGAGGAGAUCUGUAGACAGGUGCUACGUCUCGGAGGAGCCUCCUAUAGCAUAGACACACCCUCCCAGCAUCUCCUUCCUCCCCUGCCUCAGCUCUGCUUAGAAGGUAGCAAACGGGCAUCCAGCCCAGUAACCCAGACAACUGAACCUCAGACCUCCACCUCUGUGGCUCCUCUUCUGGCGUGUUUCUCCUCCUUGCUCCCCUCUCAGGCAGCCAACAAACCCAUACAAUCAUGCAGUUCCCUGUCUCAAAUAUUACAGCCUCACAAGCCACAGAUGGAAGGGACAGGAGGGACUGCAGGGACUCAUGGUUUCCUGAGGGUGAGUUCUCAGUCCUCAGCUCCAUCCACCUCUUCUGCUUCUGCUAUCUCCAUGGCUUCCUCCACCUAUCCACUGGCCCUGUCUUUAGCUUUACCAAAUCGCUAUCUUCAUGAGAAAUCGACAAACACCACCUCAGUGAGUGGGCACAGUGGUUUGUCCUUCCUGCACUCACCCAUUCCCACAUCAGUAUCAAUUGUCCCAAAUUCGCAACAUGCAUUGCAGUCUGUUUCUGGAGGAGGAGACUCUUCUUCUGCUUCUGGUUCCAGUGCCACUGUCCGUCUCCAGCACGGUUGCCGCUUUUGUGGGAAAAUGUUCAGCAGUGAUUCUGCCCUGCAGAUUCAUCUCCGCUCACACACAGGAGAACGACCUUACCAGUGUCCAGUGUGCCUCAGUCGCUUCACCACACGAGGCAACCUCAAGGUGCACUUCCUGCGGCAUCGUGAACAAAACCCAGAGCUCUCCCUUUCACUGCUGCCACCAUCUUUGUUUGGGGUAGCUUUAGGGGCCACUGGAGGGGCAGAUGUGGGGCAGACCAUGAGCAGUGGGAGCAGCAAUACCGGGAUAAAUAUUGCACAGAAGAAGAGAAAAAACAGAGGUGAGGAUGAAACAUGUGGAGAUAAUUUGGAGGUCAGUGGAAUCAGUACUGGACUUUCUCUGGGGGGCUCUGGAGGGUCGACCCCCUCCACCCUACCACUACCUCCCAGUGUGGAUCUGGCUCUGAUUUCUCACUCUCUCCUGCAGUUAAAUAGGGCUGCAGCUGUAGCUGCUGCAGCCUCUAUUGCCUCUGGCUCAUCCAACUCAUCCUCUUCCACUUCAUCCUCCACCUCUUUGGCUACCUCCCUCCUUUCAAAUCCUUCCUUGUCUUCGUCUUCCUCCAUCACAGGGUUAUUUAAAGGUGCCAAGCAGCAGCAGCACUUUGAUGAAAACACUCCCCCUCAUGCCCCAAUGCUUUCUCCCGCAGCUUACUCCCAGCUCGCAAACCUACCUAAGCUUCUUUUCCCAACUGCUUCUUCUUCUACUUCUUCCUCUGCUCCAGCUCCACAUUCAUCUCUGUACAACCAUCCAGCCUUGGGCUUGCUACGCACCUCACUACCGACUACUCCAGGCUCCAACCAACUUGCUUCCUCUAGCCAUUCCCUGCUUUCUUUUCCUUUCUCUUCCUUUCCUAAAGCCCCAGGUCCAUCCACCAGCAUUCCAUCAUCUCUGCCUUCCUCCAUAGCUACCCCUACUCCUACAUCUGAAACCUCUAAGUUGCAGAGGUUGGUGGAGAAGCUAGAGAAGGCCCCUACCUGCUCUGCUUCUCCGUGGACUUCUUCCUCUGCUUCCACUUCCAUGCUGGAUAUUAUAUCAAGCAGUACGACUACCUCUUCGGCAAACAGUCGUUUCACAAAUUCCGGCACUUCUACUACAUACGUUAUGGCGUCGCAGCCAUCUUCAAGUCUUGUCACCACCUCUGUUUCAAAUUUCACCCGAGAGAUGGUUGCUGCCCUAGGCAUGAGUGCCAAUGGAGCAAAUGCCAUGGCAGGGGGCAUCCUACCAUCACUGAUCACAGGUCCAGCUAGUAGUCUGACCACCAAUCAGUGUGGAGUUUGUCUACGGGUGCUAAGCUGUCCCAGAGCACUGCGGCUGCACCAGGCUACACACCUUGGAGAACGUCCUUUUCCAUGUAAGAUAUGUGGACGUUCCUUCUCUACCAAAGGCAGCCUGCGGUCACAUCUUGCCACCCAUCAUGCCCGACAACCUAAUGCACGUGCCCAGAACUCUUGCCCAUUGUGCCAGCGUAAGUUCACUAAUGCCCUAGUACUGCAGCACCACAUUCGUAUGCACCUUGGUGGACAAUUGCCCCCAGAUGGCGCAGAGGAUUCCGUACAUGAAAUGCCAGCUGAAUCUAACACCAAACCUUUAUCACAAUUUCAUCCCAAGUCUACUCACCCAAAUACUGCCUCUAAUAGAACACCACCUCCGACUGGUCCAGCUCCAAGCUCAGGCUUUCAGGCUCCUUCAAGUGACACAGUCUCUGUCUCUGGCAGUAUGAAAUCAGUUGAGUUCACUGAAACUCCCAGUAAGUCUGCAUCCUCCAGCCCAGACCACAUCCCACCCUCUGAUCUCAGCCCCGAUCCCUUCAUGAAUCCCACGACAGAAACUCCCCCACCUGGCAGUGCAGACCCUCCUGUCCUUUGUGUCAGUGUCCCACUUCCAGCCUCACAGCGGACAGAUCAACCUUCCCCAGCUGGUGAAGACAACCAAGAUCAACAGCAAGAAGCUGUUGAUUUCCACCUUCCUAAAUCUAUUCCUUCACCACUUCCUGAUGAUGUUACCAAAACCACAGAGCCAUCUACUGUUAUGAUGGUGGACUGCGAAGCAGAGGAAGCAGCUUCCUCCUCUGAUGUCUUCCCUGGAUCUAAAUCUAACCUUGGAGACAGACAAAGCCCCCCUGCCCUUGGUGCUCCCUGUACUUACACCUGUCCCAGUACCACCAGUAAUGAUGUUUCUGAUAAUCCAGUGGUAAACUUGGAAUCAGACUCCAUUUCUCCAAGGCCCCAGUCACCAGAACCUAUGGAAGAAGAUAAAAAUCAGUCUCCCCCACGUGUAACACCAAAGCAAGACCAAGUAACUGUGCCUAACGAAGACCCCACACUGGAGACUACAGACACUAUAGGGGCUGAAGUAAGGAGUGGCUCACAGAGAGCAACCACUUUUGUAAGAGAGACACGCCAGAGCUUGCAUUUUGGUUCAUGUGGGAGAGAAGACCAAGGGAAAGGCAUUAACAUCGGUGGAUUGGCUCCAGGUGAAGCUGUGGAUGCUUCUGUCCCUAUCAGCCUCGCUCCAACCCUCCCAUCUCCGAUGUCUCGUCCUGAGAAGAAGACCUAUAGCUGUGCUGAGUGUGGAAAAGAAUAUGCCAGCCGCAGUGGACUAAAGGGGCACAUGAAGCACCAUGGCGUGGUAACCAAAACAUCCCGUCCACCAGCUCGUAGCAGUCGUUCCUCCACUGACCAACUUCCUUCUACAACAUCUUUGACUUCCUCAAACAUUCCAGCCACCAGGAGCUCAGCAGGCUUCUGGAACCAGUACCAGGCCUUCCUCAACACCAGUACUGAGCCGACUGGUGGCCCGACCUCUAUAGGCCAAGGAGAAAAUGAGCCAGAACCUGUACAACCACAGGUGGAUUUAAGAGCUUCUGAUGAAGCUGGGGAAGAGUCAAAUGAAGGGUCAUAAGUUAAGUCACUAUGAUUGGCUAGAAAAUUCUCUGGUGAUUUCAAUCAUUGUGUACCUCUUGGAGGAAAUGUAUGAAGAUUUGCAUUGUACUACUUUAACACAUUACAGAUAGCCUGUCAUUUUGAUAGUCGGAGUAAUAUGUUCGUAUGUGAACGUCGUGAGUCAG